CCCGCUCUGCUCUAGGAUGCUGCGGCAGGUUCUGCACAGGGGCUUGAGGACGUGUUUCUCCCGGCUCGGCCACUUCAUUGCCAGUCACCCGGUCUUCUUCGCCUCGGCGCCGGUGCUCAUCUCCAUCCUGCUCGGCGCAAGCUUCAGCCGCUACCAGGUCGAGGAAAGCGUGGAGCACCUGCUGGCGCCCCAGCACAGCCUGGCCAAGAUCGAGCGCAACCUUGUCAACAGCCUCUUCCCUGUCAACCGCUCCAAGCACCGACUCUAUUCGGACCUGCAGACUCCCGGGCGUUACGGCCGGGUCAUCGUCACCUCCUUCCAGAAAGCCAACAUGCUGGACCAGCAUCACACAGACCUGAUCUUAAAGUUGCAUGCUGCUGUGACCAAGAUCCAGGUUCCAAGGCCUGGUUUUAAUUACACAUUUGCUCACAUAUGUAUCCUGAAUAAUGAUAAGACUUGCAUCGUGGAUGACAUAGUGCACGUCCUAGAAGAGCUAAAGAAUGCUCGGGCCACCAAUCGGACCAAUUUUGCUAUCACAUACCCGAUUACGCACUUAAAGGAUGGACGGGCCGUGUACAACGGGCACCAGCUUGGGGGUGUCACAGUGCACAGCAAGGACCGGGUGAAAUCCGCAGAGGCAAUCCAGCUCACCUACUACCUGCAAUCAAUCAACAGUCUCAAUGACAUGGUGGCCGAGAGGUGGGAGUCCAGCUUCUGUGACACUGUCAAAACGUUCCAGAAAUAUAACAGCAAAGUCAAAAUGUACCCUUACACUUCCUCAUCAUUGAGGGAAGAUUUCCAGAAGACCAGCCGUGUGUCAGAGCGUUAUCUGGUCACCAGCCUGAUCCUGGUCGUCACCAUGGCCAUCCUCUGUUGCUCCAUGCAGGAUUGUGUUCGCAGCAAACCCUGGCUAGGCCUGCUUGGCUUGGUGACCAUAAGCCUGGCCACUCUUACUGCAGCCGGGAUCAUCAAUCUCACUGGUGGAAAAUACAAUUCCACCUUCCUGGGAGUCCCUUUCGUCAUGCUAGGUCAUGGAUUAUAUGGGACUUUUGAAAUGCUGUCCUCCUGGAGGAAAACUAGAGAAGACCAACAUGUUAAAGAGAGAACUGCAGCAGUCUAUGCAGACUCCAUGCUCUCCUUUUCUCUCACCACUGCCAUGUACCUGGUCACCUUUGGCAUAGGGGCCAGCCCUUUCACGAACAUUGAGGCAGCCAGGAUUUUCUGCUGCAAUUCCUGCAUUGCAAUCUUCUUCAACUACCUCUAUGUACUCUCGUUUUAUGGUUCCAGUCUGGUGUUCACUGGCUACAUAGAAAACAAUUACCAGCAUAGUAUCUUCUGUAGAAAAGUCCCAAAGCCUGAGGUAUUGCAGGAAAAGCCAGCAUGGUACAGGUUUCUCCUAACAGCCAGAUUCAGUGAGGACACAACUGAAGGAGAAGAAGCGAACACAUACGAGAGUCACCUAUUGGUAUGUUUCCUCAAACGCUAUUACUGUGACUGGAUAACCAACACCUAUGUCAAGCCUUUUGUAGUUCUCUUUUACCUUAUUUAUAUUUCCUUUGCCUUAAUGGGCUAUCUGCAGGUCAGUGAAGGGUCAGACCUUAGUAAUAUCGUAGCAACUGCGACGCAAACCAUUGAGUAUACUACUGCCCAGCAAAAGUACUUUAGCAACUACAGUCCUGUGAUUGGGUUUUACAUCUAUGAGUCCAUAGAAUACUGGAACACUAGUGUCCAAGAAGAUGUCCUAGAAUAUACCAAGGGGUUUGUGCGGAUAUCCUGGUUUGAGAGUUAUUUAAAUUAUCUUCGGAAACUCAAUAUAUCCACUGGCUUACCUAAGAAAAAUUUCACAGACAUAUUGAGGAAUUCCUUCUUGAAAGCCCCCCAAUUUUCACAUUUUCAAGAGGACAUCAUCUUCUCUAAAAAGUACAAUGAUGAGGUUGAUGUAGUGGCCUCCAGAAUGUUUUUGGUGGCCAAGACCAUGGAAACAAACAGAGAAGAACUUUAUGAUCUCUUGGAGACGCUGAGGAGACUUUCUGUCACCUCCAAGGUGAAAUUCAUCGUCUUCAAUCCAUCCUUUGUGUACAUGGAUCGCUAUGCCUCCUCUCUGGGAGCCCCCCUGCACAACUCCUGCAUCAGUGCUUUAUUCCUGCUCUUCUUCUCGGCAUUCCUGGUGGCAGAUUCUCUGAUUAACGUCUGGAUCACGCUAACAGUUGUGUCCGUGGAAUUUGGAGUGAUAGGUUUCAUGACACUGUGGAAAGUAGAGCUGGAUUGCAUUUCUGUGCUGUGCUUAAUUUAUGGAAUUAACUACACAAUUGAUAACUGUGCUCCACUGUUAUCUACAUUUGUUCUGGGCAAGGAUUUCACAAGAACUAAAUGGGUAAAAAAUGCCCUGGAAGUGCAUGGGGUAGCUAUUUUACAGAGUUACCUCUGUUACAUUGUUGGUCUGAUUCCUCUCGCAGCUGUGCCUUCAAAUCUGACCUGUACACUGUUCAGGUGCUUGUUUUUAAUAGCAUUUGUCACCUUCUUUCACUGCUUUGCCAUUUUACCUGUGAUACUGACUUUCCUACCACCCUCUAAGAAAAAAAGGAAAGAGAAGAAAAAUCCCGAAAAUCGGGAAGAAAUUGAGUGUGUAGAAAUGGUGGAUAUGGAUAGCACCCGAGUGGUUGACCAAAUUACUACCGUGUGAUAGUGUCUGUUUGGUAUAUUUUCACCCUAGGUCUUAUCUACAGCAAAGAGAUUAUGUUAAUGAAACAAUUACAUUUGAAAGUAUUCCUUGUUUAAGGAUAAGAAACAGGCAUUGAAAAACAAGGUAAAAGACAAAAGGGUGGAAAUGAGCAUGAUAUAUUUUCAGUCUUCAAAACAAAAGGGUUAUGAGAAAGAAUUCAUAUACCUACACACACACACACACACACACACACACACACACACACAAAGAUUCACAGUCUUUCAAAGCAACAUCAAAAAGGAGAAAGCUUAUUUAUAAGCAGGAUCUUAUUUUAUCCACAUUGUAGAUGUUGCUGGUAUUGUGACAAACCUAUUGACUGAAAUGUCAGCUGCCAAGGCAGAAAUAGCUCUAAGUGUUGUUGAAACAAUAAGGGUUCCAGAUAUUCUGCAGAGCAGUAACUCCAACCAGGUCUGUGGUUUGAGAUCUUAGCCAUCUCAUCUAGUUCCACAAAACCCUAGGAGAUGCUUCUGAAAGUUCUGACCAACAAAAUCAGGUCAGAAGGAGACAUCAUACAAAGUGACCAUCACCCAUGGACUGAGGUUGAGUUAUCCCUAACUUUACCUGGGUGAGGCAGUUUUGUUGUUUAGAAUGAAUUUAUCCUAUUCCUCCACUGAUAUUCUUUUAACAUUCAUGUAGUUUGGUUAAUACACUUGGAAACCAAUGACAGCUCUAGCACUGUAGAAAUCAGGGCAACUCUAUUUUGAAAUAUCUUGUCACUUGUUUCCGAAUAGGUAUGUUUAAGUAAUCCAACUUUUGGCAGCAGGCACUGAGACCCAAAACUACAGAGCCAAACCCAAAUGCCUGGCAUGAUGAAGAAAAAGUAGGUAUUUACUUGAAUACAGAGACAGUAUCUCCAUUUUAACAGAAAAAAAAACCCAGCUGGUACAGCUGUUUGUGGUUUGGCCCUAAAUGCAUUUUGCAUGGAUGCCCAGAAACAACAUCUGCCCACACACAGCUGAUGAAGCCAAUGAACCCUGAAAUGAUUAUUUGCCA
Molecule: messenger RNA, 3715 nt
Organism: Ochotona curzoniae (black-lipped pika)
Lineage: Eukaryota; Metazoa; Chordata; Mammalia; Lagomorpha; Ochotonidae
Gene: PTCHD1
Product: patched domain containing 1
Exons: 3
Coding region: 17-2683 (888 amino acids)
Biological process (GO): chemical synaptic transmission; cognition
Cellular component (GO): synapse; plasma membrane
Source: RefSeq, a predicted model, not a curated record